ACUUGCCCUCCCCAUCACAGAACAAAGCAUUCCCUUCGCUUCUCACGGACGACAUGGCGAGGCUGUCGGAUCCACUGGCCGUCGGGCGGGUGAUCGGAGAAGUCAUCGACUCGUUCCACCCGAGCGUGAGGAUGACGGUGACCUACAACUCCAGAAAGCUGGUCUGCAAUGGCCAUGAGUUCUACCCCUCUGCAGUUGUGUCCGAACCCAGAGUGGAGGUCCAAUGUGGUGACAUGAGGUCCUUCUUUACCCUGGUGAUGACGGACCCAGAUGUGCCAGGCCCUAGUGAUCCAUACCUGAGGGAGCACGUCCACUGGAUUGUGACGGACAUACCCGGCACUCCCGAUGCGUCCUUCGGGAAGGAGGUGGUGGGCUACGAGAGCCCCAGGCCCAACAUCGGCAUCCAUCGCUUCGUCUUUGUACUCUUCCAGCAGAAGCGGAGACAGUCGGUGGUGGCGCCGCCGCCGUCGCGGGACCGCUUCAACACCCGCCGCUUCGCCCAGGAGAACGACCUCGGCCUCCCGGUCGCCGCCGUCUACUUCAACGCUCAGAGGGAGACGGCCGCCCGGCGGCGCUGAUGGCCGUCGUCCUCUCUCUCCCAAUCCGAAAGCAUUGGUGCCCAUUCCUCUUCGUCUCCUUUACGUGCUCUACUACGGCGAUGACAGCGUCAUCGCUUGUCAUGAAUAACCUGUCGUCGAUGUACUGAUGUUGUUGUCGUUGUAACUAUCUGUCUAUGAAGAUGAUUCUAUUUA
Musa acuminata AAA Group (dessert banana) is the source of this 752-nucleotide messenger RNA. RefSeq names its product CEN-like protein 2. The transcript is spliced from 4 exons. NCBI's taxonomy places the organism in Eukaryota, Viridiplantae, Streptophyta, Magnoliopsida, Zingiberales, Musaceae. The record is from RefSeq and is a predicted model, not a curated record. The coding region runs from base 54 to 578 and encodes 174 amino acids.